AUGCAGUUCCGUGCCCUCUUCCUCGCCGCGGUUGGCUGUUUCGCUGCGGUUCAAGCCGAAGUCAACUGGAUCAACCACGAUCAAGUCCACCCGUUCGCUCAGGUUGAGCCUGUCAACGCCUCCGAUAAGGCUGCGAUCAAGUUCAAGCCGAAGCUGCAGAUCUCCUACGGCUGUCAUCCUUACCCCGCAGUCCAAGCCGACGGAGCUGUCAGUGAUGGUCUGAAGUGGGCCGGCAAGGCCGACGGGAAGUGUAAGGGCUCUGGCCUGGGCUCGCAGGUGUACUCGCGUUCGGCUUGGUUCGAGGGCAAGUUUGCCAUCAUGUACGCCUGGUACUUUCCCAAAGGUUUCGAGCAGAGGGGAAAAAUCAACUACAGCCACCGUCACCUGUGGCUCUAUUUGGUCCUGUGGAUCGACAACCCUGAGAACGAGAACCCAGCGAUCCUUGGCGUGUGGCUACGCACAGCUGGCGGAAACGAGCGCCGCACUCCUCCGGACGCGAAGUUCCUCGACGGUUCGAGCCUGAAGGUCGACUACUACAAGAGCUCGUGGCAUGGCAAGACGGGGAUCCAGCUAACGGAGAACCCGGGCGAGUUCCAGGACCUCAUCACUUGGGAACAAAUGACGGAGGAGGCUCGCAUAGCCCUGACCGAAGCCGACUUUGAUGGUCACUGGCAGGAGCGGAAGGACUUGGACGUCCCGUUCAUCGACGGUGAGUUCACGGUGAACCUCAAGAAGGCCUGGGUGUUUUAG
This is a messenger RNA of Phytophthora sojae, 750 nucleotides long. RefSeq names its product necrosis inducing-like protein NPP1 type. The record is from RefSeq and is a predicted model, not a curated record. Bases 1 to 750 code for a protein of 249 amino acids. The transcript has a single exon. Lineage: Eukaryota; Oomycota; Peronosporomycetes; Peronosporales; Peronosporaceae.